AUGUCGACUCAACCUCCACCACCCACGCGAACAACCUUCGCCGACACGCCCUCCGGCCUCGCCACCGCCAUCAACAGCUUCUUCUCCGGCCCCCCAGAAACCACCGAAUCCGACCUCUCCAAAUUCUUCACCCCAACCUUCACCCAAUGCGACGACAGCAACGCCCCCUCAGGCUCGCGGGAUUUCCCCGCUUUUGUCAAACACAUCAAGUGGCUCCGCGAGAUCCUGCCGCCCGGAAGCGUCAAUGUCAAGGUUACGCAUUACAUGCGCGAUGGGAAUCAGAUUGCGGAGAGGCAUUCUGGGGAUCCGGUCACGAUGGAGGAUGGGAGUGUGGUGUUGGGGGAGACGUAUAUGUGGAUUGAGUUGGCGGAGGAUGGGAGGAUUGAGGGGGUGGUGGAGACGGUUAGGAAGAUGACGGUGAAGGGGCCGACCACGACGAUCGGGGAAUCUGGAGAAGAUGAGGGACGGACGGGAUAA
Cadophora gregata is the source of this 477-nucleotide messenger RNA. RefSeq lists its product as uncharacterized. Lineage: Eukaryota; Fungi; Ascomycota; Leotiomycetes; Helotiales; Ploettnerulaceae. The record is from RefSeq and is a predicted model, not a curated record. The transcript has a single exon. The coding region runs from base 1 to 477 and encodes 158 amino acids.